Molecule: messenger RNA, 1030 nt
Organism: Didymodactylos carnosus
Lineage: Eukaryota; Metazoa; Rotifera; Eurotatoria; Philodinida; Philodinidae
Source: the annotation of a GenBank genome assembly
CCCAAGGAUGCAAUUUCCGGAAUAUUGACUCAGAGACUUCGGAUCGCUUCUAAAUUGAAACCAACAUGACCAAUCGACUAAGCAUGGUCGAAAACACCUACUUUGACCUGCUUUAAAGUAACCCAAUGUCAUGGGGUCGAUUUCGAGACUCCAGCAGAAAUGUUUAUACCACCUCAACGGUCAAGCUAUCAAGAUGGGCCUUGCGCAGAUCGAAGAGCUUGAUUUUCUUUAUAGACUGGCUAUUCUUGGAUCUAAGAUCAAACAAGAAUUGUUGUCAGAAUACCGCUCUCGAAAUGUUCAGUAUAAACUGGCCAACUUGCCCACUAACUGACCAAUUAAAUUUCUAUGUACUCCAGAUUGCUAUUUUGAAUGGUGAAAACCGUAGAUCUCUGUCUUUUUCCUAUCAAAAGUUAUUCAAGAAACAGUGGAGGACAUUUUAAAAUAAAUCUGACAAUACUUUGAUUUUUCGCAAAUAGAUUGCUUAAUACAUAUCUAAAUAUAAAUUUUUUAGAAUUUGUUAUCGGUUGAAAGACAUAUCGUCCAUGUGGAAUGGUUGAACUAGAAGUAAAAGACUCCAAAAUACCUGGUAUGAAUAUUUCUUUCUUUUGAUAGUCUCAAAGAAAACAAAAUAAGAAUUAGUAUUUAAUCUCUUUUUAUACAGGAGUUUUACAUUUUAGGAGCCGGUAAGGGUUUAUAUGCAAAAUCUGCUAUAAAUGCUAAUGCAAUAGUUUGCAUCUACAAAGGUCGAACACUACGUACGAUAGAUGCAAUACGACAAAAAGAUAAAACGUAUCUCAUGCGAUUGGGCCCACAAUGUUAUGUUGAUCCAAGUGACGAUGUAACAAUAUUAGGACGUUACAUAAACGAUGCGAGAAAUAAACGAUAUCAAAAUGUUUAUUUUGAUAAACGACCAGAUGAAAAUUGUGCGUAUGUUAUUGCAAAACGAAAUAUUGCUAGUGGUGAAGAAAUAUAUGCCGAUUAUGGACGAUGGUACUGGUUAAGUAAACCUGCUACAAAACUGGAACAAUGA